UAAAAUUCUCAUUCGACAUAUUUAACAAAUCUAAAUUAACAAAAUGGAAGUAGAUGAAGAAGAUUUCGAAGCUCCCUCAUCGAGCAGCAAAGGCGAAAAGAAUCGAUUCGAAGUCAUAAAAUGGAACCCUGUAGUUAUCUGGGCAUGGGACAUUGUUGUGGACAAUUGUGCAAUCUGUCGCAACCACAUCAUGGAUCUUUGUAUUGAGUGUCAAGCAAACCAGGCAUCGGCUAUCAGCGAAGAGUGCACUGUUGCCUGGGGAGUAUGCAAUCAUGCUUUUCAUUUCCACUGCAUCUCCAGGUGGCUGAAGGCGCGACAGGUAUGCCCUUUGGAUAACAAAGAAUGGGAUUUCCAGAAAUAUGGUCAUUAAGAUGGUAAUACGACGUACGUCAUCGCUUAUUAAAAUAACAACAAAAAUAAA
Messenger RNA from Episyrphus balteatus (marmalade hoverfly), 421 nucleotides. RefSeq names its product RING-box protein 1A-like. Gene Ontology annotation, cellular component: nucleus; cullin-RING ubiquitin ligase complex. The record is from RefSeq and is a predicted model, not a curated record. Lineage: Eukaryota; Metazoa; Arthropoda; Insecta; Diptera; Syrphidae. The coding region runs from base 44 to 370 and encodes 108 amino acids. Gene Ontology annotation, biological process: protein ubiquitination; ubiquitin-dependent protein catabolic process. Gene Ontology annotation, molecular function: ubiquitin protein ligase activity; zinc ion binding; cullin family protein binding. The transcript has a single exon.